This is a messenger RNA of Chondrus crispus (carragheen), 1383 nucleotides long. RefSeq lists its product as hypothetical. The coding region runs from base 1 to 1383 and encodes 460 amino acids. The record is from RefSeq and is a predicted model, not a curated record. Gene Ontology annotation, cellular component: membrane. Gene Ontology annotation, molecular function: molybdate ion transmembrane transporter activity. Gene Ontology annotation, biological process: molybdate ion transport. Lineage: Eukaryota; Rhodophyta; Florideophyceae; Gigartinales; Gigartinaceae. The transcript has a single exon.
AUGUACGCCGAGAUCUUCGGCGGCCUGGUCGUGACGUGCGCCCUGGUGCGCUUUGCGCAGUACUACUUCUCGGACGCGUCGCCUGCGUCGGACGCGGCCAAGCCAUCGGACGGCCCGGCCGCGAACACGCCCGACUUCCGCGCCUUCCAGAACAACUACCUGCUCGUCUACCUGCUGGCCAUCGCGGCCGACUGGCUGCAGGGGCCCUACGUCUACGCGCUGUACGCCGAGUACGGCUACGGGAAGAAGGAGAUCGCCCAGCUCUUCAUCGCCGGCUUUGGCUCGUCCGCCGUCUUCGGCACUUUUAUCGGCUCCAUCGCCGACAAGUAUGGCCGCAAGUUUAACGUCCUGGUCUUCGUCAUCACGUACGCCCUGUCCUGCAUGACCAAGCACUCGCCGAACUUUGCUACCUUGAUGGUCGGCAGGCUGCUGGCGGGCAUUGCUACCAGCAUCCUCUUCUCGGCCUUCGAGUCGUGGCUUGUGUCGGAGCAUAACAACCGCGGCUUUGAUCCCAACCUCAUCGCCGACACUUUUUCAAAGGCCCAGUUUGGGAAUGCCGUCGUCGCCAUUGUCGCAGGCCAGAUUGCUGGCAUCGUCGCUGCCCAGUUUGGAAAGGUCGCCCCGUUUGAUACGGCCGCUGUCGUCCUCGCCGCCACGGGCCUCAUUGUCAUGUUGUCCUGGUCCGAGAACUUUGGCGAUAGUAGGCAGACCGUCACCGGCGGCUUGCGCAGUGCCUGGCAUAUGAUGAUUGCCGAUGAGAAGAUCUUGCUUGUCGGCAUCAUUCAGUCCUGCUUUGAGUCUGCCAUGUAUCUCAUGGUCUUCAGUUGGACCCCGGCGCUACAGGCCGCGUCGAAUGCCAUGUCACUUGGCGAGAUUCCGCAUGGCAUGAUCUUUAGUUCCUUCAUGGUUUGCAUCAUGAUUGGAAGCAGUUUAUUCGUCUUUCUUAUGAAGACACAACCCGCUGAGCUAUUCAUGCGUAAUAUGUACAUCAUAGGCGUCGUUUGCUUUGUCGUCACCACCAUAUCAUCCAAUGUAUGGGAGGUGUACGGCGCUCUGCUUGCGUUUGAGGUCAUUUGCGGUUUGUACUUUCCGGCUAUGGGUACCAUGCGAGCAAAGUAUGUUCCCGAGGUCACCCGAUCCGCCAUUAUGAACUACUUUCGUCUUCCUUUGAAUCUCAUAGUCUGCCUCAUUCUGUACAAAAACUAUGAGAAUACCACCGUCUUCUGCCUGUGUGCCGUCAUGAUGGCCAUUGCCGUCAUAUGCCAACAGCGCCUUUUCAGUGCUUCAAAAGUCUCCAUCGGCACCAAAGAUGAAUGGACUAGAGAAGAGCGCGCCGAACUCGUCGAAGAGGGCGAUAGCACUGUUGAAGAUGCUGUGCGGUAA